Messenger RNA from Periconia digitata, 1372 nucleotides. NCBI's taxonomy places the organism in Eukaryota, Fungi, Ascomycota, Dothideomycetes, Pleosporales, Periconiaceae. The record is from the annotation of a GenBank genome assembly.
GUACCAACAUGCAUAUCACGGGGGUAUUAAAACUCUCUCCACAGUUCUUGCAGCGUACUCUAGCUUGAACCUCAUAUUCUCUGCUGGUGGGGAUGAUAUAACAUCCAAUCUGGUCUCGAUCAAACCCACUGUUUGACAGCGCAACGCCUGGUAUCCACACGGUAACCUCAAUCGCGACAGUUGCAGUUGGAGGAUUGCAACCCUUUUGAGAGUAUGAUCGGCACCGGUUCAGGAAGUUGUACCGUUUACACGCAGGCGCACUGUUCAAAUACCUCAUUGCUGUUUCAGCGACAUCAAGGCAUACGGAGAUACCUCUGCAUUGUGUAUGUGAUGAAUGCUAAGUUAUGCACAGCAGCCGUCAUGAAAGCUCCGUGCGCGUAGAUAGGGCUUAUAAUAAACCAUGGGUCUCUGUUAUGUCCAAUGCUAAGCAUCUCGAUGUCGACUCGGUGCGUUACUGGAAAGCCAUGUACGUGAUUCGCCUUGCAGCUUCCAUGUCGGGCAUAAAGCGAACUCGUGGGAAUUGCGUAUGUUAGGUAGUCCCUGAACUCUCUACAUCUGGACACUGAGAACGUCCCCAUCACGCGACCAGGUUAUUCGCUCUUGAAACGAAAUCGAGCACGCCCGUUCUGCUAAUUUUAUACGAGCAAAAACAGUUGAGAUGGGACCGUAAUUGGGUUUGAGUUGUAACCAGCCAUUGAGCUUUUACAGGUGGCAGCUGUCAAAAGAUGGUGGCUUCCAACUCGCCAUUACCCAGAGCUGAAGUUCGCAUACCUAUUCGCCAUAUACUUCCACCGCCCAAAUGUAAUAUCCAAGAUACUACACUAUUAACACAAUCCUAAAAAGCAAUGCGUACGCUGAUCCACAUUUGUUUGAACAGGGCCCCCAUGACCCACAGAUAUCUUGGCCUUCAGCAGCAGUAACCAAAUCGACGAUAGCUAGAUCAACAGAAAUAAAGGGAGUGUCUCGGAAGCAUGGAGCCUAGAAUAAAUGGCACGCUGAGCAAUUUUUUCUUCCACGCGUUAACUAUCUUUCCGAUCCCGACCCAAGGCACCGGGCAUACCAUGGCAGAUGUUUUGUAGCUUGCCCUACAAGGAGUAGUACAUGCAAGGUACGUAGAGACCCUGACGUAACGCUAAUCCCUACAGUCGCGUGCAGUUGGCUACAAAGGACACUCACCUGCAGAGCGUGCACACCUCAACUGAUGUGCCACCGUUCCGUUCAACCCAAUCACAGAGGUUCAAAGUUGUGCAGUUCUGCAUAUACGAGCGACUGCAGGGAAGGUUCUUUCUGUUUCACUCCAGCAACACGAUGAUGCUACAGAGCGGAGCCCGCCGGCACCCUUGUCCUCGACCUCUGCCUGUAGUUAACUCAC